AUGACGAAGAAGUUGUCAUACUUAGGAAAUAGGACCACCCGACUGCUGGUCUGGGUAGAUCCUGUAACACCUCCACGACUGCUCUACGGGGAGAGUCAAUGCUCACGCGGUAAGAAAAUAACCGCAGUCUCAGAAAACGUGGGCAUGUUAUCAAUGCCUGGCACAUUGAUCUCGAACCUUGUCAAAUCACGACGUCAAUCUCGGCAAGUGUAA
Molecule: messenger RNA, 213 nt
Organism: Paracoccidioides lutzii Pb01
Exons: 1
Coding region: 1-213 (70 amino acids)
Source: RefSeq, a predicted model, not a curated record